GCAGUCCAUUAGGCCCAAAUGGAAAAACUAACACCAGCAUUAGCCAUAUCUUCUCAUAGCAGCAAAAUCGCGCGUUCGUCAACAGUCAUGCUGCACUCUGCGAGCCCGUGAGCCGCCACCGGCUACUGUGCGCAGCGCGAUGCCCUGCCGUCCGCCUCACCUGCGCGCCUUCAACCCCGUUUUCUGUCUUUCCGACGACUCACUACUCAGAUAGAACUUGUCAAACUCCACUGGAUUGAAUGGAAUGGACAUAGUUUACUUCUUAAAGAGUAGUACUGAAAUGCUGGAUUGAUGGUGUAAAAAAGGAUAAUCGCUAUUGAUCGCCACUUAAGACCACCAUUUUUUACAGCUAGGUGUAAUGUGUAUUUUUCGACCUCAGCUUCCUCAACUGGGUUUGUACCCAAAAUAUGAAUUUCCCAAAAUUCACACCAAACACUUCAGCAUUUCUCCAGCUUCUUCUGUAAAAGUAGUUUGUGGAUUGAGAAAUAGGCCGAGAAAGCCUUUGUGGAGGUCACGGGUUUUGUCAACGGAGGCAAUUCAAGCAGUCCAUUCCAUAAAAUUAGCAGCAGCAACACCUAAUAAGUUGGAACAAAUUUUCAAGGACCAAGUCAGCAGGCUAUUGAAACGUGAUUUAUUGGAUGCCUUGACCGAGCUGCAGAGGCAAAAUGAAGUGGAUUUAGCUGUCAAGGUUUUCAAUCAUGCGAGGAAAGAAGUUUGGUAUGUACCAGAUCUUUCCAUGUACAAUGACAUGUUGUUGUUGUUGGGAAAGAACAAACUGAUUGAAAUGGUUGAAUUGUUGUUUCACGAACUGAAGAAAGAGGGCUUAAAACCUAACACCCGAACGUAUACUGAGGUAAUGGGAGCGUACUUUAAGGUGGGUAUGGUUGAAAAAGGAAUAGAGACGUAUGAAUUGUUGAAGGAAUCAGGUUGUGUACCAGAUAAGCUGGCCUUGCAAAUCAUGUUAAGGAACCUUAAAGACACGAAACUUGAAGAAAGACUGAAGAGAGAAUGUGAAGAAUACCUCGAUUUCCCUCAGAAGUUUCUCGAAGAAUCUCAACGAAAAUAUCCAAAGCGUAUGUCCCUUCCUAUCAUAUGAACACUUCUACCCCAAUACCCCUAUCGUGUAUUGGGGUUGCGACGGAGUACCAUAAUGGCAUUUUUGGCUGGGCUUGAAGGUCAGAGCUUUGAGCCAUAGCAGGUGAUAGAGCAUGUAAAGGUUUAAAACCAUCAGAACUAAUCAGAAUAAACCGACCAGGGUGGGCACAAUACUCAAGAAGUCUUGAAUACAAUUUAUACUAUCGUGGAUGGUUCUGAUUUUAGUAUGUAAUGUACAACCUUUGUUACUAAAAUUUUAAGAAAUUAUUAUUGUAGUCUAUCAUUUGGUAGAAUAAAGGUGUUUUUAAUUGGACUGAAUUUUUUUUGGUUUAGUUCGGUCUGUUUAAGUGUGAUCUAGUUUUAUUUGAACUAGUCUGGUUCGGUAAAAGUAUGGUUUGUAUGUAUUUUGUAACUGUCAAAGUCUGGUAUGGGACUUUGGUCUGUUCAAAUUUGGUAUGGUCUAUUUAACUAGGGUCUGUUCUAGUUUGAUUAGUUUGGAAUUAGUUUUUCCAUAAUUUAGUUGCUUCAUUCAAAACAUCAUCAAUUUCACCAAACUCAUCUAAUUCAGUCAAUUUCAAU
Cuscuta europaea is the source of this 1674-nucleotide messenger RNA. The record is from the annotation of a GenBank genome assembly. Lineage: Eukaryota; Viridiplantae; Streptophyta; Magnoliopsida; Solanales; Convolvulaceae.